AUGGCUCCUCGAGGCGCAUCACGCGCUCUGCCUCUCUUCCUCUUCGCGACGGCUAUCGUCGUCCUCGCCGCCUCUCACGGCGCGAGUGCCGGGAAGGUGGUGAAAAAACCCUUCGUGCCGGGCCAGAUACUGCGCAAAUGCGGAUGGUCCAGCUUGGGCGACUACACGUCAUCGUUCCUCGUCUAUCCCAACGUGCAUCUGCAUUGGAGGAGGGUCGACAGCGACACGGUCAAAUUCGCGUUUCACAUGACCAAGGGUCCCGGGACGGGCAACGGGUGGUUCGGCGUCGGCUUUUCCAAGGACGGCAAGAUGAACGGCGAUGCGAUCAUCGCGGAGAGCAUGCGCGCCGGCGCGCCCAAGCUGCUGACACUCGACGGCCACAGCAGCGCGACUGACGCGACUGGGUGGGCGCCGACGGGACUGAAGAUCACCAAGACACCCUCGGGAACCACCAUCGAGUUCACUCGCACCACGUCGGACGGCGGCGAGGUGGCGCUGAAGCCCAAGGGCAACAACUACAUCACGUGGGCCUUCGCUAAGACCACGUGGUCGGAAUCCACCCGCCACGCCUUCUCCGGCCAUGCGGUGGUCGACCUCUCCUCCAAUGGCUGCUUGGACAACUUCCUUCUAGGCGCCUCAAUCUUUAAUCGUCGCUCCCCCCAUCCCCUUCUUCCCUUCUCCCCCGCUCCCCCGCCCCCCCACAUCCCCCCACUCGCAGCGGUCAUGCGGUGGUGGACCUCUCCUGCAAUGGCUGCUCGGGCGUUGUCCGCAAGGUGCUCUGCCAGACGUUUAAUUGAACCGUUCAGGCGUUGA
Molecule: messenger RNA, 813 nt
Organism: Closterium sp. Naga37s-1
Lineage: Eukaryota; Viridiplantae; Streptophyta; Zygnematophyceae; Desmidiales; Closteriaceae
Source: the annotation of a GenBank genome assembly